AAAAAACACCCCCAAAAAUGUUCAUUCGGGGGCAGACUCGCCCUCUAUCCCCAUUUCUCAUAGGUGAGAAGACGUUACUUCUCCAAGUUGUUGCGUUUCUGCUUCGUCUCCUUCCUGCUUUUGCUGAUGGUGGUCAACGCGUACCUGACCAUGUCCCACCGCUCCCUCAGCAACCAAACUCCGUUCCAGAUCUUCUUUUACUUCGAGCACUUCAUCCUGUUGUUCGCGGCGAUCACCACCAUCUCCAGUUACAUCCAGGACCGCAAGGAGAACUUUGGAGUCCCGCAGCAGAACAGAGACUUCUCCGAGCUCUGCUUCCCCGUCAUCGACAGUUUCUCCAGGCUUCUCCUCUACGUGGGAUUCAUAGUCAGUAUGAUCGAAGUCCGCACCUUCCCCCUCUUUGCCGCCCACCCCGCAUACCUGACCAUGACGGAGUUCAAGCAAGCAGCAGUGGAUCUCUUCACGUGGUACCGCGCCGAUCGCAACGGCAACACGCUCCUCCCCGGUGCCACCCUGGAGGAGCUGCCGGCCGAGGACAACGGCUGCAUCAUCUGCCGCGAGGAGAUGGGGACGGAGGUGACGGCUCUGCCGUGCUGCCACGUCUUCCACACCAGCUGCCUGCGGUCGUGGUUCCAGCGCCAGUGGACGUGUCCCAUGUGUCGGAUGCCCGUCCAGCGCGUGUCCUACCCUGAGCUGAUGCCCCCCGACCCUCCAGUGCAGCCCCCCGACCCUCCAUCGCGGCCUUCGACGCCACCGCAGAGCUCUCCGGAUCCUGAGCCCCAAGAGUGGUAUCCCUCUGAUGAGGAGGAGGAGGAGGAGGAGGAGGAGGAAGAGGAGGAAGAAGAGGAGCAGCCAUCAACCGAAACUCUGACCCAGGAAAUGAUUCAGCGCUACCGGGAACUUUACACCCGCUUCGAGGGUGAGAAGAUCGCCGCGUGGCUGCUGCGCUGCUGGGACAACGACGCCGAUUCUGUUCACUUGGAAGGCAGGAAUCUCCGCCUCUUGGGAUCUCUGUCAAACGAGUCGUCUGUGGACUGCAUGAUCUGCAGAAGGGAAGACCGAAGCUUCACCCUGUGGAAGCGAAUGCUGAGCGCCGUCAGGCAGCGCUAUCGCUAUCAGGGAUACGUAAUGCCCCGCCUGCGUGCCUGGUUCACCUUAGAUGAGGCCGUCCGGUACCUACGGGAGCUGGCGCUGGCGGAGAUGCUGUACGACGAAUCCUUCGACCCCAACGACCCCGAUGCCAACAGCUGCCCCGACAGCAUCAAAUGCACGCCCAUGAUAUGGUGGCAUCUCAGCAACAGCGCGCCGCCCGAAUUCGUCAGCACGGUGACGGCCAUGCAGUGCACGUGCCACAACUCGAUCUCUGUGAGGCUCCUGUGUUGUUUCCUAAGAGAAUACGAUAAAAAAGUCACGUCUCCUCAAAGGGAGUGCUUCGCUCUGGUGCGGGCGUUGGCUGAAGAAGUGAAAAAACUGUCCAGGGAGGUCCAGCAGCUUAAAAAAGCCAAGCUUUGCUCCUCGUCCUCGCCACUCGACGAGUUGGCUGUGCGAGAUGGACAAGAUGGAUGUCCUUCCGGCUCUGCUCUAGCGCUGGUCGAAGAUGGCUGCGUGCCACGCCUCACCUUCUGGUUUUACCUGCGAGAUCACGGGGAGAACAUGAAGAAGUGGGAUGGGAAACCCACCUCGGCCCUGCAGAGAAGGGUGGAAGAGCUGCUGAGGAGGUCCGGCCCCCCCGAGGGCUCCUCCAGGAGAAGGGCUGCAGCCAGGCGCCGCGAUGCCUGCGCUUCUCCGUAGGCGUUCCGUAUGGAGCGAAGGGGAGGAGCUGUGGUUCCCAAAGUGCUCCGUUGGGUUUGUUGGAAAUACCUCGCUGAUUUAUCAAGGCGGUAUCUCUGAUAAAGCAGAUUUUAUUCCUCUUGGCAAGCAGGAGAGCGCGCAGAAAACAAUCUUACAUCUUUUAUUCCCUGUUACUCGAUGCUUAUCUCUUUCUCCCCUGGUUCCUCGUUGGCCCAGUGCUUCAGGGUCGCCAUCUUCCCGACGCUCAACAUAGGGGUACUGGAUGAGCAUCAAUUGUUGCUACCUACGCACAUAUCUCUAAUUAGUUAGCUCCUCGUCUUUGCUCAUUCAACACUCGGUCGUUGUUUCCGCACUUCUGCUCGUCGUUGCACAGAGAUAAGCUUGGAGGAGGACGGAGGGGAGGAUCUUCAUGGCUGCCUGUUGCAUCCCAGCCUACCCACAGAGCGAGGCAAGCCAGCCCUGCGUAGAGGCCCGUAGCCCUACAGUAUGCUUUCUAGUCCUUAAUUCUCUACCUAUAUUAUUUGGAACACUUAAAAACUACUGCAGUUCUGCAAGCGAGAAUUAAUCACCUCAUUCAGCAACUCUAUUUCUAAAGUACGUUGCUAACGUAGGCGGUGUUUCUACUUUUUCACAUCGGCUCUUUGUAAGAACAAGUUCCAAAAUACAAACACGUUGUGCUCUGCUUCUUCA
This is a messenger RNA of Meleagris gallopavo (turkey), 2481 nucleotides long. The record is from RefSeq and is a predicted model, not a curated record. Lineage: Eukaryota; Metazoa; Chordata; Aves; Galliformes; Phasianidae.